Colletotrichum godetiae is the source of this 1909-nucleotide messenger RNA. RefSeq lists its product as uncharacterized. The transcript is spliced from 3 exons. NCBI's taxonomy places the organism in Eukaryota, Fungi, Ascomycota, Sordariomycetes, Glomerellales, Glomerellaceae. Bases 87 to 1775 code for a protein of 562 amino acids. The record is from RefSeq and is a predicted model, not a curated record.
CCGCUCUUCACAACAUCAACACUUCCACACUCAGAUUCUAUACCUACCUCGAUUGUCUAGACCUACUCUUGGUCGUCUACUUGAUCAUGACGAGCCAGAACUACGUCGACCAGACCACUAUGCAUACGGACGGACUGUCAGACCCUAUGCCCAGCAGGCGCACUUCAGUGGCACAACCUCCUACCACAAUCUACCCAGAUCUUAGAAGCCCUCCUUUUGCGGUCACAACUUUCAGCCAUCAGUCGCAACUCGGUGAAUCACACAUGUUGACCCCAGCAUCUGGUGGCGGUUCGCCCUGCAUCCAACAAACGUCAACUCUUCCCCAGUACCCUUCAGCAAUGGCUCCCAUGCAACCACAGUCUAGUCCUUCCGGUCCCGCGAGGAUGGCUUGGCCGCACCCUGUUGCCCUGAGCGCUCCCCAGAGCCAAGUUGGCUCCCCUAUGCCGAUGAACCCUCCCACAACAGAGAGUCAAUUCGACAUGAACUACAUCCACGCAGAACCUGAGCACGAACGCGAACCUCCCGAAGACUACUACUUUGGUAACUACGCUGUCUCUGCGCCAUCUCAAUCGGACCAGGGCUCCAUGUCCCCUCAGGUGCCACCCAAUAACUACUACUUGUCUCAACACCAGCAGCAAAUGAUGCAGCCGCAGCCUAUCAUGGGUGAACUUUCCAUGGGACAAAUUCCUCAUCCUUCGCAAGCCCAUGCACAGUACUAUCCCCAGCCGCCUACUCACACCUGGGUGGAGGAUUCCGAUAUCACAGCUUUCAAGUCUGAAGCUACCAGGAGACGUUACAUGGGAUACGCCCUUCCAAGCACACAGAUACAACGCCCCGAAUGCGUUCGAGGACCUAGCCGAGCCCGUCAAAACACCCAACAAGCAGCGGGCCGGACCCAAAGAAGCCCCCGCCUUAGAAGUCGAGCAGGAGAGUCCGAGGCAGAAUCAUCUGAAGACCCAAUCGCCGAUGACGAGAUGCAGCAUAUCGCCUUGCUCCCCGAUGAAUUUGUCAUCAGGCCGGAUUGCCCACCAGACAUCGCAUUUCUCUUCGAGCGCCACAGAGGCUUGAUAGCCCAAGGCGUCAAGGGUACCGGAAUGUGGGAGAUAAUCACGAGCGAGCACAGAGAGAGGUUCGGAAUGACGAGCACAUCUGCACGUUUGCAAAUGCAAGUGACAAGAGGAAGAUCCAACUUCUUGCAGUGGUCACCCAGAGAUAAACAUUACCUCAAGGAAGCUUUCGAUCACGUUGAUGCAUUAUAUUUCAAGAUGGUUCAUCGCAAGUUUAAGGAGCUCGGCGGCGGACAAACAACUGCUUGGGGCACAGGUGACGUCGAGUACAUGGCAGUCGAGCGUGGCAUGGUAGACUCGGGCUACACGCCCUUGCCUACUUCUCAACCAGGAAAGGCCCGGAGAGCAAGGAAGCUACAAGCCCGUACCCGUCUGAGGGACCCCGCCACAAGCAGUGCUGUCCUGCUUGACGACACAGUCGAAUCACAACAGAAUCCAGAGGAGCGUCAACAAAUUCUCAAUGAGAUAUACGAGUACCGCGGCGAGGAUAACGACGACGGUGUCGACGAAGACCCCAUGUUCACGACGGUGCCCAGAGCUCGCCCACGAGGCCGCCAAGUAGAGAUCAAGAUGGAAGUGGGAAGCCCAGAGGAGGAGACGGCCGCCUCCUCUAGUAAGGCCAAAGGCAAGCAGCCUGCCAAAAGAAGAACGCCGGCAAAGCCUAGGGCCGUCAGAGCACGCGUGGCACCAAAGCCUAAGUUGACUUGAAGAAUCGUCAAGAUUCAGACAAGAUCAACGGCGCAAACAUCAACACCACCUUUGAUAGUGGCCUUCACUUCUUCCGAUGGUAGCCCCCUAUGGGGUUGGUCCCAUCAUGCUAUUCCCGAGCCCAAGCGGCUGAA